AUGCUUUCAAAGAUUCAUAAAUUAAGUAGGAGUUCAAGACGGAGUAAAGAAAAAGUGCUGUGCGUAAUAGUCAUGAUGAAUUUGUCUGAAGUUUUAGUGUAUGUGUGGGAGUACACAGCUUCCUCUCUAUUGGAUAUAUUCACAACCAUCUUCAAUCAUCAAGCCCUAAUCCUGUCCGUAAACUCCAGCUACGUGGAUCCCUUACUGCAAUUUGAAACUCAGUUGAAGAUAAUAGAGUCAUCCUUUAAAAUAGUAUUUGCUAUGCCAACUCUUAAAGAAGUGAAAGAAAUUGGGAAUACCGAAACUGAGGAGCAGGACCUGGAGGAAUUAUACCACACUAUUUUAAACAUAUAUGAGGACACUCUUCUGAUCUUAGUGUCUAAAGACCUCUACAAACUGCAAAUCUUAAAGGAAAUGGCCGUGUGGAUGAAUCAAGAUAAAUCAUACCUGCAGCAGAGAGUCUUGGCGAUCAUCUGCAGGGUGCUAAACUUUGCAUCCAAGAAAAUGAAGGGAUUUGGAAGUGUGGACGCUCCAUGUCUUGGGGAACUGGCAGCAGAACUAGCUCUUCUAUGUUCCCACAAUGAUGUGUCCAUCACACAGCAAGCAUCCUUUGGAAUAUAUCACCUCCUCUGCAUUGCAAGCUGUAACAAUGGGAAUACUGCAGGAAGUAGAGUUACAAAGUGUGAUAAGUCUGGAAAUCACAAUUGGCUGCCGACUUCAGUCUUGGAUAUAGACUACCUCCCUGACAUCUUGCGAGGAGACAAAACUAAAAUCGCUCGGAGUAUAGGACAAACCCUAACGCCAACCUUGCUGACUGAUUUUGUGUGGAUUCUCUUUAUGAGACUCAUUGCACCUGAUCCUGUAAUGGCAAAGGAGGCGGCCUCCUUACUAAGACUGACUCUAGAAUCCCACGCCAAAAAGGUUACCAUGGUAUCUAAGAUUGUGCAUACUAUUUAUCAGCAACUGUCUGGGAAUUCUUCUCACAUUAUGAGGCACACUAUGUUGCGGGUCAUCACUUUAUUGACGCGUACUUCGCCGAAGAAGGUCAUCUUUCAGCUUAUGGACUACCCAGUCCCAGCAGACAACACUUUGAUACUGAUGUGGCAUGCAGCUGGGAACGAGUCCAGCGUGGCCCCCUACGUGCUGAAGACAAUCUUGUUGAUACUGAAAGGAAAGCCUGGGGAAAUACAGGACAUCAGCUUGGAAAGAAGACGUUCCUCUCUGGAUUCCAAUAAUAUGAUGCCUGUGGCGGCGUCCCAGGCCCUGUGCACAUUGUUGCCCGUUGGCUCUUACAAGAAAGCAGUAGCCCAGUUCUUUCCUCAGCUCUUGAUGGCCCUCAUGUUUCAACUCUGCUUUAGCAGCAACAUACAACUGGAUUCGGACGACCAUUUUUUGCCACAGUCAAGUCAUGACUUUUCUCUCCUCCUGGGCCCUAGCUAUGCCCGGGACGCCCUAAGAGUGCUACUGAAUUGCUCCGGACUGCAGCAGGUGGAUCUUUCUCUGAAGAGAAAGAAUUUCUGGAAACAGGUCUCCCAGGUUCUGUUUCACCUCCACGGGAUCUACCUCGUUGCCAAAACUCUCGCUGAACAUAACUUUCCGCAAUUUCCAGAGACCCUAUGUUAUCUCUACAAGCUCUCAGUAGAAGGUCCUAGAAGAACAGAGGAGGGUGUGAUCACAAUAAUUUUCCUUACUGAGCUUCUAAACAGAUUCUUCAGGGACCCAUUCCCAGAAGAAUUUCUGGUCCUCUUCAGGAACUGGGUCAAUGACUCCAAUCCCGCAGUUAGCAAACUGAGCCUGCAGAAAAUAGCCUCCAUGGCACCAGUGAUCAACCAGAUAGAAAGUGUCUGCAGCUUAGUGUUAUCCAUCCUGGAUGCCUUCUUUUCCAAAGACAAUACUGUUGUAAUUCGGGCCUUAUUUACCCUUCGGAGACUUUUAAACAAGCUGGACAAGGUGAUCUACUCGUCUUUGUGUACCAGAAUUGCUACCAGCUACUGCCCUCUGAUGGAUCAUAAUGAUGCAGGCAUUCGGAGCAUGGCCAUCCGGCACUUUGGUGAACUGCUCGAAGACAUGAGCCAGUACACAUGGAUGUUGAAUGCCGUGGUUCUUGAAUCCCUGGUGCCUUUGAUCCUGUUUCUGGAGGAUAUAGAGACAAGAGUCGUGAUGGCAUGUAAACAUACACUGACAAUCUGUGCCUUCCAAUUAAAAUGGUCAAAAUUUCCACGGUCCAUUGAGCAUUACAGAUUUGAGCUGGUGGUGCUCAACGUCUGCAACAAUAUCUUUAUUUCUCAUGGGAGCUACAUUACAGAUUUGCUAUCUGAUAGCUUAGGAUUCCUGAGGAGCUCCCGAGCAUACCUGAGGAGAGCAGCCGUUAUUUUAAUAGGAUACUUGGCAAUAUCGGGUAGACAUUUACUGCUCAGAGAUGAUAUUGAAGUCAUUAUGAAGGCUGUCGAACGAGUGCUUGUGGAUGAAGACCCUCUGGUCAGGGAUUUGGCAAAAAUAAGCUGUGAACUUUUCAAGGAAAUAGCCCGUAAAAUGACCUCCUCCGUUAUUAAACAGAGCUUACGAAGAUUGUUUAACUUCAUCUACAUCAAAAAAGUGAAGCCUCUUUAUAAUUAUUACACACCUUCAAGUUUCAAUGAGGUUAAAGAAACAUGUAUCAUUGACGACAAUGUGGAAGAAUGAGACAUUCGCCAGUGCCUUGGAGAACAAUUCACAAGAGUGGUGGUUUUCCCUUUCCCUCUUAAUAACCGGAGUCUAUUUGUAGAUGCUUUUCUGAAGGAAAAAAGGCCUAGGAGCCAUUUUACUGUUCCUUCUUAAUUGUCUUCCUAUAUAGAAAUAUGUUGCCUCUCUAGAUCUGACAGUGAUCAAAAGUCUUAAUUCAUCAAACUA
Molecule: messenger RNA, 2889 nt
Organism: Pipistrellus kuhlii (Kuhl's pipistrelle)
Lineage: Eukaryota; Metazoa; Chordata; Mammalia; Chiroptera; Vespertilionidae
Gene: MROH9
Product: maestro heat like repeat family member 9
Exons: 21
Coding region: 1-2682 (893 amino acids)
Cellular component (GO): cytoplasm
Source: RefSeq, a predicted model, not a curated record